AUGGCGGCUCCUACAUCAUCUGAAUCACUCCAAAUCGUUCGUAUCGACCGGAUAUUGCCUGAUCAACCUGCAACCCGCGAAUUUACCACGCCACUGUCACUGCUAGAUGCAACAACCGCCAAAUUUAGCCUUACUAAUGCUAUAUGGCUCCUGGAAUGUCCAAAUGAUCGACUUGCUCCAAAAGAUGUUAUCGGCCACCUACGCGCAGCAUUUGGCGCGACCUUGAACACAUACCCGCAAUGGUGUGGAUUUCUCAAAAGCAUCGGUACCGUUGACAGCAAUGAAUCUACCCCAGAAACAGCGCGGUUUCCCACCCAUGCCAGACGCUACGGUCGGGUAUACGUAUACUAUGGGACAAGUGCAGACCCGGGAAUCGAAUUCGUGGAGGCGACAAGCCUGGCAACUGUAGACAGCCUUUACAAUGUUCAGUCUGCGAAGAGGCGACCUAUCUGGAACCGACUGGAGGAUGAGGUCACGCUUGCUCGAUUUGUACCGCAGACAGAUUUGGUUAAUGCGCUUCAAUCGAACGAGAAAGAUGCGAAUGGCUUGUACAAGCCGUGCAUGGCUGUGCAACUUACUCAGCUUGCUUGUGGUGGUUUCGUGAUAGCUGCGAAGAUCGCCCACCCGCUUGCAGAUAUCACGGCCCUUGCUCGUUUUGCACAGGAUUGGGCGAGUAAUUCACGUGCCAUGAUAUCGAAAGCACCCUUUCCAGCCCCAAGCUCAGUCUUCCAGCCUGAUCUUCUGGAUGUUUGUGCCGCGGGUGACAUCAAUGCCAGCGAGGCCAAUCCUACCAUUAUAGAAGAUGCACUUGCCCUUCCGCUGCAUAGAUACGACUGGUGGGCGCCGCCUAUGAAGCCUCCAGCACCCUUUUCCGCGGAUCUGCCUUCAGCGGGGAAGUCGCUCCCGUGGGCCGAAUGGAAUACGCAAGCGAAGGUAGAGCAGUACACGAUACAUUUGAACCAGAAGCAGAUCGAUUUUCUAUGGCGAUCUGCAACGCAAGACAGUUCCAACACAUCUUCAGGUUCGAAAAUCAGCAAGCACGACGCCGUGUUGGCCCAUAUCUGGUCGUGCGUGGUGCGCGCUCGUGGUCUUCAGGCGGACCAAGAACCCGUCCAUUGCGACCUCGUGCUUGGUACCCGACCAGCACUCAAGCUUGGUGCUAACUUCAUCGGAUCGCCAACCAUGAUGCUGAACAUUGAGUUGGCUGCUUCGCAAGUCGCUACGGCCUCGCUUGGGCAAAUCACACGGCGUAUACGCGAGACCCUGACGACAGUCAAUGAUGCGCAACGACUAGCGGCGCACCUCCACAGUAUUGCAUACGAAAAGUCGCCCCAGCGGAUCUGGCAGGGUUUUCUGGGCCAGCGGCACAUAAUGGUGACGACCUGGGCGCGAGCGGGCAUGUACGAAGUCGACUUUGGGUUUGGGUCACGCGUUCGCUACGCUGAUGGUGUUGUACCAUGCUUGGAUGGGUGCAUUCUCAUUAACGACGGGCCACCAAUGGAUUUCACAUCGUCUUCAAAUACGUCUCCAAGAACCUGGACAGAUAAUGGAGUUGAUGUGACGGUGCCGUUACUUCCUGAAGAUAUGCAACGCUUAUUAAAAGACCCGCUGCUUUUGCCGCAAGUAUAG
Bipolaris victoriae FI3 is the source of this 1629-nucleotide messenger RNA. RefSeq lists its product as hypothetical. The record is from RefSeq and is a predicted model, not a curated record. NCBI's taxonomy places the organism in Eukaryota, Fungi, Ascomycota, Dothideomycetes, Pleosporales, Pleosporaceae. The transcript has a single exon. The coding region runs from base 1 to 1629 and encodes 542 amino acids.